CCCCAACAGUUAGUCGAAGUCAAUCGGGGGAAGCGACAUGACCAGCAGCAACAGCCAAGUCAGGGCGUUGGCCUUGUUAACGAUUCUGGGCCUGGUGGCAGGAGCGUGCGCCGCGCUGCACCGAAUACCCGUGCACCGCUCGCAGAAAUUUGUGCGCACUCGUCAAAGCCUCAUUGCCGAAAGGGAGCAUGUGUCGAGGAAAUACAAUCUUAUGCAGAGCAAUAUCAGCAGCAGCAACAGCAGCAGCAGCAGCAACAGCACCAGGUCCAGCUCCAGCACUACCAUCGCUGGAAACUACACCGCUGAGACGCUGACAAAUAUCAUGAAUUUUCAGUACUUUGGCAACAUCAGCAUCGGAACACCGCCACAGUAUUUCAUGGUGCAGUUCGACACGGGCUCCUCGAAUCUGUGGGUACCCAGCGUGAAUUGCUCCAGCUUGGACUGCUCGAGUCGCAAGACCUACAGCUCCAGCGCUUCCACAACGUUUCAGAACAAUGGGAAGACCUUCGCCAUCACUUAUGGCUCGGGCAGCGUGUCGGGCACCCUCUCCACGGAUGUGGUGACCGUCGCAGGGCUGAAAAUUGUGGGACAAACGUUCGGGGAGGCCACCAUAGAGACGGGCACCGGCAUGGAGGAUGCCUCGUUCGAUGGCAUCUUUGGCAUGGCCUAUUCCAGCCUGGCCGUGGACGGUGUGCUGCCGCCCUUUUACAACAUGUGGAGCCAAAAACUGGUCGAUGCGCCCGUGUUCUCCUUCUACCUGGCAAACAAUGGCACCUCGACGGCCAGCUAUGGCGGCGAGCUCAUCCUGGGUGGCUCCGAUCCGUCGCUUUACACGGGCAAACUCAUCUAUGUUCCCGUCUACAGCCAGAACUACUGGCAGUUCCAGAUGGAGGGCGUCACUCUGGGUAGCACCACCUUGUGCAGCUACUGCCUGGCAGUGGCCGAUACGGGCACCUCGCUGAUCAUUGUUCCCACCGCCAUCUAUCAAAAGAUCCUCACCAUAUUGAACAAGGUCAUUGACUGCGCCGACAUUUCAUCCUUGCCCACCCUGACCAUCACCAUCAGCGGUGUACCCUUCCAGAUCCCGCCCAGCGCCUACAUCGUGCAAUUGGAUGGCUUCUGCACGCUGGGCAUCGAGUCCGUAGAGGGCUCUGAUUUCUGGAUUCUGGGCGACAUAUUCAUCGGUCGCUACUACACGGAGUUCGAUUUGGGCAACAAUCGUUUGGGUUUCGCCUCAACGAACUCCGGCAGCGGUGUGGGCGCCUUCUCCCCAUGGAAGAUCCUCGGCCUGGCAGCACUUGGUGCACUGUGGAGGCUGUUCCGAAUCGAUACUCAAAGUAACCAUUAAACACCUAUGAGUGUGAAGUGUGAAUCACAA
This is a messenger RNA of Drosophila obscura, 1378 nucleotides long. RefSeq names its product lysosomal aspartic protease. The transcript has a single exon. Bases 38 to 1348 code for a protein of 436 amino acids. The record is from RefSeq and is a predicted model, not a curated record. Lineage: Eukaryota; Metazoa; Arthropoda; Insecta; Diptera; Drosophilidae. Gene Ontology annotation, cellular component: lysosome. Gene Ontology annotation, molecular function: aspartic-type endopeptidase activity. Gene Ontology annotation, biological process: cell death; proteolysis.